Molecule: messenger RNA, 5125 nt
Organism: Mauremys mutica (yellowpond turtle)
Lineage: Eukaryota; Metazoa; Chordata; Testudines; Geoemydidae
Gene: CD101
Product: CD101 molecule
Exons: 9
Coding region: 60-3149 (1029 amino acids)
Source: RefSeq, a predicted model, not a curated record
CUAUCUGAGGAGAACUUCCUGCCACCUGCAGGGGAAGGACCUGUCUGCCCCUGUUUGUAAUGGGGUCCAUCCAGCACUCAGCCGCUUUGCUUCUCUUCGUCCUCGCAGGCCUCUGCGUUGGCCAGAGAAUAGUGCUGGUUCAGGAAGGACGUCUUUACCGGGCUAAAGGUUAUCACAUCACCAUCUGGUGCAAUGUCAGUGGCUACCAGGGGCCCUCAGAGCAGAAUUUCCACUGGUCCAUUUACCUGCCAUCUGCCCCAGAGCAGGAAGUGAAGAUUAUCAGCACCAUAGAUCCCUCCUUCCUUUACGCCACCUACACCCAGCGUGUGCGGAGUGGGAAGAUCUACGUAGAAAGGGUACAAGGGGACUCUGCCCUGCUGCACAUUAAGGAGCUCCAGGACCAGGACGCCGGCGAGUACGAGUGCCACACACCCAACACCGACGAGAGGUUCUUCGGGAGUUACAGCGCCAAGAUGAACCUCUCAGUGAUCCCCGACACUCUGUCCGCCACCAUGACACCGCAGGCCCUCACCCUAGUGGAAGGAGAUCCACUAGAGCUCACCUGUGAGGUGUCAAAAUCCACAGCUCAACACACCCACCUUUCUGUUGCCUGGUACCAUCUCCAGGGAUCAGGAGAUGCUCAGGCCACAGUGAUCCUUUCCCUGUCCAAGGAUUUCGUCUUGACUCCGGGCCCCUCCUACAUGCAGAGGUUUUUGUCAGAUGUCCGGCUGGACAAGGUUGGGGACACCACAUACAAGCUGUCUAUUGGCAAAGUGCAGCCCUCUGACCAGGGCCAAGUGUAUUGUGAGGCGGCUGAGUGGAUUCAGGAUCCUGGUGGGUCUUGGAAAGAUAUAACUCGGAAACAAACGGAAAAGACAUUGCUGACUGUCAGAAGCCAAGACAGAGAUUUCCAAGCUAAUAUUGCUGCUGUUGAAAGUUCCCUUGCAGAAGGGAAGCCCUUGCAGGUAAAUUGCUCUGUGACAGCCCAGAAUAGCCAGAACCGAUGGUUCCAAGUGGUUUGGCUCUUCAAAGGAGUAGAAGUAGCUAGAAUUGACCCACAUGGGGUACUGGCCUUGAAGAAGGAGUAUGAAGAGAGAGCUGCCUUGGGACAGCUCCAAGUGGUGAAGAAAAGCAAUGAGAUGUAUAUCCUCAAAGUAUACCAGGUGAGGCUGAAAGACAACGGAACAUACAGCUGUGAGGUUUCAGAGAUGGAGAAGGCUUCCGCAGGUUUUUCCAUCAUCCAAUCCAAGAUGUUGUCAGGCAUUGAUGUCAACGUGAAGCCAAUAGAAAGCCACAUGCAAGUGUCUGUGCUCAGCAAAAGGCAGAUAGUGGAAGGAGACACCUUGAUCCUUCACUGUGAGGUGAGUGGAGCAACAAGCCCACUCUCUGUGAAUUGGUGGCAUCUGCAAAAGAGCGGAGAUCAACUGGAGCACAUAGUUGGGAUGGAACGGGAUGGCAUGCUGAGGCCGGGCCCCUCCUACCAGGAACGCAGUGCUAAUAGGGACCUCCGACUAGAGAAGAUUAAUUCUACCACAUUCACCCUGGCGAUCUACAACACUUCAGCCACCAGUGAUGGAGGGUCUUACAAAUGUGAAGUGACAGAGUGGUCCAUGGACAGGAGCUGGAAACAGACACAGGAAACAUCAGUAGCCAUUAGCCCUCUCAGUUUGGAUUUGAGAGCCAUGCUGAUAAGCCGAACAGCAAAUGUCAAAUUUACUCAGGAUUUUGAACUGUUCUGCCAGGUCUCUGCCCCCUAUCUCAUCACCUCAGUGCCAAUAUCGGUAACUUGGCAAUUCCAGCCCAUCUUAGGGACUAGUGGCUAUCAACAGCUGAUCAAAAUCAUGCCCAGUGGCACCAUCGAGUGGGGGGCUGCCCAACCUCACUUUCAGAGGAAGACCAGAGUCACACAAGCUGCAUCUUCCUCCCAACUUCUAAUCCACAGUGCCACAGAGCAGGAUGCAGGCAGGUACAGGUGUGAGGUGGAGGUCUGGAGGAGAAGCUCCCAGCAAGCACGACACCUAGCUAUGGCAGCAGCUGCUGCUGUGAAGUCUAACGUUGUGGAGAUAAAGGUCAAUCCACCAGAGAGCAAGCUAAGAGUAAACACAGAAGAUAGAUCCCUGGAGAUCUCUGGUAGCACAGACACAGAAAUCGAAUGCAGUGUCACAUCACUGACUCAGAGGGAUUCUCAGUUAGCCAUUACCUGGUACUUCCUACCACCUUCUCCAGCUGAUGCAGCCCCACUGCAAAUUGUGAGGACCAACUACAGCAACAUUCUGGACUACGGGGCAGAGUUCAGCUCUGCUAUGCAGAAAUCUAAAUUCCACAGUGAGAGGGUCUCCAGCAACCUGUUCUGGCUGCGUAUUCUGUCUGUGAAUCAUGGUGACCGUGGCAGGUAUUACUGCCUGGUAGAGGAGUGGCUGUGGUCAGCAGACCGUGGCUGGUACAAUCUUGGAAAGAAGGAAUCAGGAAAGACCAUGCUGGAGUUCAAAGUUUCAGAAAACAAGCUCCAUGUUGAAAAAACAAACCACAGCAUCACAGCCACAGAGAAUGAGGAUGUGACCCUAAGCUGCCUCCUGCAGGGCCCCUCCCAACCAGCCUCUCUCUUCUCUGCCAUCUGGUUCCAUGGUUUGGAGCAUUCUGGGAUGAAAACCCUGGUGAAAGUGCACACCAGUGGCAUGGUGGAAUAUGCUGAGGAGGCGAUGGUGGAGAGGCUGCACCUUCGCCGCCCAUCCUUCGGCGACUUCAACCUGACGCUGCGGAGCGUGGAGCCGGGCGACACUGGGGUGUACUGCUGCCAAGUGCAGGAGUGGCAGCAGGAUAGCGGUGGCGCUUGGGUUCUGCGGGCGUCAGAACUGUCCGGGUACACAAGGCUCACUGCGCUGCCUCCAGAGUCAACAAUUUCUUCCAGGGUCUGUUCGUCUCCAUCACUGCUCCACUUCAUCCUAAUCUACCCCCUGAUUCUGUUCCUUGGCCUGACAGCUGCUCUCCUCUACUUGUCUGUCAAGAACAGGCAAGCCCACAAGGAAUCAAUCUAUCAAAGGAAAGGAAAAGAGCUGUGGGUGGAUUUGAAAGGGACUGGAGAUGUUGAGCCCACUUAUUCUGACCAUAAUAAUCUGGAGGAAGAGAUGAAUAAUCUGAAGGAGGAAUAGAUGGACUGAAUGCUCAGGUGGCAUGUGGGGGGAAGGGACUCUGUGCUGCUGUUCAGCAUCAUAUGCUCUGAACCUUGAAAAUGUGCAUUUUCCCUCAGUCACCUUAAUGUGGCAAAUUAAGAAAGUGAUAGGAGACAGAUUGGAUGGCUAAGGUAAUUGGGACUGGAGCUUUCUUGCCUCUCUACUUGCAUAGGUGCCUAUGUGGCUCUCCUCCUAUAAUGGUAGUUUCCGAGGCCUUCAUAAUAUUAAUCAGUUUAUCCUUACAAAAGCCCGUGAAAAAGGAAAGUACUAUGCCCAUUUUACAGAUGGAGUGUUGAGACUGAGAGAUCAAGGCUGAGAUUUCAAAGGGAUUUGGACAUCUAAUUCCUGUUAACUUUAAUGAGAAUAAGGCAUCUAAAUUCAAGAUGCGACUUUGAAAAUCUCAGCCCAAGGGACUUGGCCAAGGUCCAGCAGGAGGGCUGUGGUAGAACUGCGACCUGAACCCACAUCUCCCAAGUCGUAGUCCAGUGCCUUAGCCACCAUACCAACUUUCAUCUUACAUUGGCUGGCUCUGGUGCAGUGGUCAGUGGCUAGUGGCCAAAAGUCAUUACCAACUUCCUCUUGAAUGGUCUAUGAGAGAUGAGUUGGUGGAUCUUAAUCCAGUUCUCAGGGGAAAAGAGUCCUCACAUCAAUAAUCACAACUCCAUCUGGCACCAGUUGGCCUUCUUGUUGGCAAUCGUAUCUGAGUGGGCCCUGGAGACUGGACUCCCCUCCCCUUUCAGAGAGUGGUCCCUUCAGGGCAGGAGGGAGGCACAGUGGCAGACCAGUGGUGGUGGGGGGUGGGGUGGAAUCUAGAGUCGCUCCUAUUGCUGGGCCUCUGCAGUGCAUAAGUAGAGGCCUUCACUGUCCAAUUCUGUCCAUCUAGUAUAUUUCACCAGCAUUAAAUUCACUCCAAAAACGUAAAUGUAAAAAGCCCCUCUAUUUCCCAGCCCAUCCCACCCUGGAACACCUCUGUCCAAUGCAUGCUAUGAAUACCCCUCUUUCUGCUAGCCGCAGUGCAAAACAUGACCUGAGUACCCUGCUCCACCUGCUAAUUAAAACCCCAGUUGCACCAGCUAUGGCCUGGAACAGAGCUGAUAGGCUCUAUAUUAGGUGAGGGCUGGCUGAGACUGAAAAGAUGUCCAUGUGAAAAACACCAAGCACCUUGGAAAGGUGUCCAAGGAAAGGUCUUAUUGUCCCAGCAAGGGAGUUAUAUGGAGCUGGGGAUCAUAGAAACAAACAGCAGCUGCCAGGCUAGCUCAGUGUCACUCAUGUAAUCCCUUUGAUGUGCUAGUCUUUCUAUUUCCAUCCUCUUAUUGGUUGACUCUGGAGAAAGCUGCAUCUAACUCCCCAUGGGUGGCAGGAUGCAGCACCUUUCAGCAAUGACUUCGGCAAAAUUCAUCUCCAGUUCUUUCGGUGCAACGCACUGUAUGUGUCCAGACUAGCCUGUAAGCUGCUUAGGGCAGGGACUGAGCACAUAACUAAUACAUAAGUGGGAAAUCGGGAGAUCCCGGAGCUGUCUGGCAGUGUUUCAACUGUGAUUCUGCUACCACAUGGCUCCUCCCACCAGGCUACACUGGUUCUUUGGACAGCAGCUUUCAGAGCCAGUCAGGCAUGCCUCAGAGCCCGGCAGCACAAGGAAGUGAGAGAUCCCAGAGGUUCUAACCUAAAUCUAGAGAACGUCUCUCUGCUCUUUACACUGAAUGGACAGAUGGACCCACAGAACCACGGUCUUGGAACACUACCCGUGUAUAUGUGAUCACUGAUUUCUCUUCUCCUGCAGUAUCACCUAUGCCCUGAUUCCCCGCAGUUAGUGUUAAUUCUUAUUAAAAAUGAACAAACAGGGGUUAUUAUAUUUGCCUUACAAUUAUAUUUUUUCAAACCAUACACUCAAAUAAGCAUUAAAACCAAAUAAGGAUUGGUUGGCUCAGGGGACUGGUACUAAUGGAAUAUGCAGC